GGGCAGGCUCAACAAAAAGAGGCAACCAGUUUAAAAAUGGAUGUCUCCCGCGGAGUAGCCUCAGCCCUUAAAGAAAGCAAGAAAUAUAGAUAUCAUUAUAUAAAUAAAGAAAUUGAAAGUAAGUGGGGACAUAUCCCUCUAAAUGAGUUUUUAAAAGAGGCUAAAAGAAGAGAAGAAGCAAAAAUGAUUAGCCGUCGUGAUUUGUUGGAGUUAGCAGAAGUUGUAAUGGAGAAUGAGGAGCAAAAACGCAAAGCAAAUCCGGUCAGGUUACCUUUUUUCGAUCUUAAACAAAAAAGGAGAAAGCAAUUAAAAGCAAUGGAAACUACAAAUAAGAAAAUAGACGGGGUUAAUUCUGCUAUCCUUGACAUCCAAAAGCAGAGAAAUUACGAAGUAGAUGACAUAACAAUUUUAGUAAGAGUAGCUAAAUAUAACAAAGAUUAUUAUUUGAAAAUUGAAGCUCAAGGUGAUUAUAAAAAUAUUGGAGGUGUAGCCCGUGAGUUUACAUUGAAAUUAAGACAAGGUAAAAAUCUGGUUGGGAAAGAUAGAGAAAGUGGAUUGAAGGAGUAUUUUUAUAUCGAUAAAAAAGAGUUGAGACAUUAUUAUAGCAAAAACGGAGGCAAAGCCAGUUAUGAAAAUCCGAUUAUUAAUGAGGAUGGUUAUAGUUUUGUAAGUUUAACAGAUAAUAAAAACAUAUUGAUUUUUCCUUAUAAUGCAGGAUUAAAAAUUAGUGAAAGUGGUUUAAGCGGUGAUUUUUCUUUGGAACCAAAAGGCAAAAAUGGGUCAGUGGCAAUUAUUAAAGGCGAUUUAUUUUUAUUUAUCGGUCAACAUUACGGAAAUACUUAUUAUGUGGGUCAAAGAUUACAGCCCCAUUAUAGAUACAGCCAUAAUAGAUACAUGGUUGAUUUAGACGAGACCGAUUUUGAAGUUUUAAGUGAGGGUGUUUUUAUCGGCGAAUAUACCUCUCCAAAGGAAGUUUUGGAUAAAUACGAUUUAGU
This is a messenger RNA of Racocetra persica, 995 nucleotides long. The record is from the annotation of a GenBank genome assembly. NCBI's taxonomy places the organism in Eukaryota, Fungi, Glomeromycota, Glomeromycetes, Diversisporales, Gigasporaceae.